Drosophila suzukii is the source of this 1836-nucleotide messenger RNA. It is a transcript of the gene Ir94e, whose product is annotated as Ionotropic receptor 94e. Lineage: Eukaryota; Metazoa; Arthropoda; Insecta; Diptera; Drosophilidae. The record is from RefSeq and is a predicted model, not a curated record.
AUGGAUUGCCCAAUGUGGAUCCUGAGCGGCCUUUGUCUGAUUAGCUUGGUCGGUGGCGCAACGGUAAUUGAAUUACUGGGUAGGAUAAAGCUGGAAUCGGACUUUGAGUACGUGCUGCUCAUGAAGAACAGGAACUUUAGUGUGCCAGAUCAAGUUUGGAAUGCAAGUACUAUAGCGAUGGAUAUUAUGGAAACAAUAGAAGUGCCUGUCCUUCAACUGGACGAAAAUGUGAGCUACUUCUUACACAACAGAAUCAGCAGACGUUUGCUGUCCCUGGUCUUCUUAAGUAAUGAAAAUCUGGACGAGCAUGGAGGUCUGCUCAAAGCUCUGGUUGGAAAUCUCAGACAUAUGACGACUUCCAGAGUGAUUUUUCUUAUACAAUCAGAGGCUUCAAGUGAUGUGCUUUAUAUAUUGUUUAGGGAUUGUUGGCGAAAGAAACUAUUGAAUGUUGUGGUUAUAUUCAAGGAUUUUGAGGCAACCUCAACCUUCUACAGCUACUCACAUUUUCCUAUACUACAAAUAGAAGAGCGGGUCUACGAGUCCAGGUUGCCAUCUUCAUUAAUUUUUCCCGAUCGUCUGAAAGAUUUCCAUGGCUACGAGAUGCCCGUGAUUCUUGGAGGAACCGCACCACGUAUGAUUGCCUACCGUAAUAAAAAGGGUAUUAUGGUCUACGAGGGAACAGUGGGUCAUUUCAUGAUGGCCUUUCAACAAAAGUAUAAUGUGAAAUUUGUUCAGCCCUUGGGGAACACAAAUCAAUUGGAAUUUGCGCCCUCGAUGCAAACAGUUGCUGCAGUGCGAAACGAAACAGUGGAGAUUUCCAUAUCCCUGACUUUCCCAACGAUUCCUCCAUAUGGUUUCAGUUACCCUUAUGAGCAGAUGAACUGGUGUGUAAUGCUGCCCGUGGAGGCGGAUGUACCACCUUUCGAGUAUUAUACCAGGGUUUUUGAGCUGGCUGCCUUUCUGCUGACUUUAGGAGCCCUUGUGAUAAUAUCCUUACUCCUGACCAGUGCUUUGCGUCUCCAUGGAUACACGACUAGGAUCAGUGAGUUUCUGCUCCACGACAGCUGCUUAAGAGGAGUGCUGGGUCAGUCUUUUGUGGAAGUUUUUCGAGCUCCCGCCCUUGUGCGGGGUAUUUAUCUGGAGAUCUGUGUGCUGGGCAUCCUAAUCACCGCCUGGUACAACUCAUAUUUCUCCAGCUACGUUACCACUGCUCCAAAACAGCCUGCCUUCAGAAGUUACGAUGAUAUCUUAGCCUCUAAAGUCAAAGUGGUGGCCUGGAAGCCGGAGUAUGCGGAGCUGUUUGGCCGUCUUUUGGAGUUCAGGAAGUACGAACCCAUGUUCUUAGUAGAACCCGACUUUAAUCGAUAUCUUGCUCUUCGGGACUCGAUGGACACGCGAUACGGUUACAUGAUCGCCACUAAUAGGUGGGUUUUGAUCAACGAGCAGCAAAAGGUAUUUUCACGACCUCUCUUUCAAAAGCGUGAUGACUUUUGCUUUUUCAACAACAUACCUUUCGGAUUUCCUCUGCACGAGAACUCUGUUUUUAUGGAACCCGUGCUUAAGUUGAUCAUGGAGUUGGCCGAAACAGGACUAACUUUUCACUGGAUUACCACAGGUUUCACAGAACUUAUAGAGGCGGGUGAAAUGCAUUUUGUGGACCUAAGUCCUCAUCGGGAGUUUAGGGCCAUGCAGAUCCAGGAUCUGCAAUAUGUAUGGUAUGGAUUUUCCUUCAUGGUAGUAUUCUCCUCCCUGGUUUGGCUACUAGAAAUCCUAGCCUACAGACUUAAAACUAAGCCCUUUUUCGCACGACGGUUAUUUUUUCGAGACCAAAAAUAA